AUGUCCACCGAAACCCCCAAUCCCCUCUACGUCCCUGAAAUCCUCGCCAAGAUCCUCUCCCAUCUCGACGUCAAAACUCUGCUCCUCUCUCAGCGUGUUUCCAAACAAUGGGCCGAAAUAAUCCAAACAUCUCCCCAUCUCCAAGAAUGUCUUUUCUUCAAACCCGUUCCCCGAAAUAUAGAGGUUACGCUUAAUCCUUUACUGGCCGAGAAAUUCCCAGAUUGGUUUUAUACUAGUGAAGAAGAACCAUGGAAUCGAGUCGGCCAUAAAACUUUCAACGAGCUGGAAUGGGGUUCUUCACCCGGCGUUGCGAUGGCUUAUAGGAGAUCUGAUGCUAGCUGGCGCAAAAUGCUACUGCGUCAGCCCCCACUUGAAGAAAUGUUGAUCGAUUACACCAGGGUUGAUAAACAGGGGCUUUUUUUCUGGGACGUAAAGGUUGAGAAAAAGGAGGGGAUCAGAAUGGGUGUGGCGUAUGAUUAUAUGUACCAGGCUAUGUAUACAUGUAUAUUCGUGGGUGUGGAUGGACCUAUUUAUAAUCAUGAAUUUAUGUUCGAUUGGAGAAAGGAAAAAGUUGCAGGGGUAACGUCGAAGGAGCGCUGCUCGAGAAUCAAGGUAUCGGUGAAGCAGGGGUCGAGUUUUUGUGGAGAAGAUUGUGAAGAUUGUAGAGAUGUUAAUAGUCAUCACAGAAUCUUCAGAAGCGAGGGAUUUGAGAAAGAAGCGGCAAAUGAAGAUGCAUAUUUGAAGAUGAUGCAAGAUGAAGGUUUCGAAACUUGGUGA
This is a messenger RNA of Botrytis fragariae, 777 nucleotides long. Its product is annotated as putative f-box domain protein. Gene Ontology annotation, molecular function: protein binding. The coding region runs from base 1 to 777 and encodes 258 amino acids. Lineage: Eukaryota; Fungi; Ascomycota; Leotiomycetes; Helotiales; Sclerotiniaceae. The transcript has a single exon. The record is from RefSeq and is a predicted model, not a curated record.